Cladophialophora immunda is the source of this 1354-nucleotide messenger RNA. RefSeq lists its product as uncharacterized. Gene Ontology annotation, biological process: ceramide biosynthetic process; ceramide catabolic process. NCBI's taxonomy places the organism in Eukaryota, Fungi, Ascomycota, Eurotiomycetes, Chaetothyriales, Herpotrichiellaceae. The record is from RefSeq and is a predicted model, not a curated record. The transcript is spliced from 3 exons. Gene Ontology annotation, cellular component: endoplasmic reticulum membrane. The coding region runs from base 189 to 947 and encodes 252 amino acids.
GCAACUCUUUAUAAAAUCCAUCUUUUUCCUUCACAUGGCGUAAUCGUCUAUCUUUCUCUGUAUAUGUGGCGUUUGUGGGUAAGACAUUGUGCUGCCUGACGCAUUGCUUGUUCCUUGUAGACUUUUGACACCUUGACCGCUUUUCUUCUUGGCGAAAGCUCUUUGGAGACAUCAGCAUCCAUCGCAUCAUGGGCCUAGAACGCAAUUUCGCAGGCGAUCACAAGGCGCACUUGGGCUACUGGGGGCCUCCUACUUCUGUUGCCAACUUUUGUGAAGAAGACUACGCCGUCACUCUCUACAUCGGCGAAUUCGUCAACAGCUUCACGAAUCUGGCAUACGUGUACUGGGCAUUUCGAACGCUGCUCCCUGGAGAGAGCUUGCUCACCCAGCCCUCUAACCUCGCUCUGUUCUUUGUCGGGGUUUUCUCUCUGGUCUUCCAUCUCACCCUGAAAUACGAGACGCAGGUCUGCGACGACCUGUCCAUGUUCUGGGUGUGCGCCGCCCUCGUCUACGAGUUGUACACCCUGGGCUGGUCGAAACCCGCCAAAUUGGCCUUCGGUUCGAGCCUGACCGCUGUUCUCGGGGUCAUCAGCGCCUACCAUUACGCACUCCAUCAGCUGUGGCUGCAUAACACAACCUUCAUCGCCCUGGUCACCGCGAUCUGGCCGAGAGUAUUGUAUCUGAUCCGGACCAGGUUCAAAGGCGAGCAAAAGCGGUAUUGGACCAAGCAAUUCCGGGUUGGCGGCUUGUGCUUCCUCAUGGGGUUCGUCGUGUGGGUGAUUGACGCAGCUUAUUGCGGCGCUCUACGGGAGACCAGAAAGCAGCUGGGGAUCCCUCUUGCCUUUGCCCUGGAACUGCAUGGGUGGUGGCAUAUCCUAACAGCUCUCGGAGCAGGUUAUUGUAUUCGGGUGACCAAGGUCCUGACCCAAGAACACUCGUCCCCGUAACGUGCGAUAGAGCCUCAACGGUCCCAGAGCACCCUGCAGCAACACCGCAACGGUCCAACAAUUGCCUGAUGAGUGGACCAGCCGAAGCGCUAUCUGAGCAGCUUAUCAGCACAUCCACAUCAGUGCCACUCCAGAGGCCAUGAGCUCAUCCUCGACCCAAAAGAUCUCUGAUGGUCCAUUCAGAUAUCGCCAGGCGAACAACGAAACCACCCGAUAGGCGCUUCGGAAGGAACCCCGGCUGGUCCUGCCGCGACAGAUCACCUAGCAAAACUGGGGAAUGAUAUCAAUGGUUAUAAAAACACGUCAGAAGCACUUCCAAUUCUUUUUCUCAAUGGCCACGGAUGUUGUUCGAUUGUAUAAUGUUUGAGUCGAGCAGCAAUUCUUCGCGACCCAGCGGAAGAACAGCC